This is a messenger RNA of Gastrolobium bilobum, 1076 nucleotides long. RefSeq lists its product as uncharacterized. Bases 39 to 1076 code for a protein of 345 amino acids. Lineage: Eukaryota; Viridiplantae; Streptophyta; Magnoliopsida; Fabales; Fabaceae. The transcript is spliced from 14 exons. The record is from RefSeq and is a predicted model, not a curated record.
UGAGAAACUGGAUCUUAGUUUCUCUGAUUGCGAAGGAGAUGGAGGAGUACUUGCAGUACAUGAAGACUUUGCGCUCUCAAAUGAACGAUGUGGAGGAUCAAGCGGCGAAGACUUCAGUGGAAGAGCAAAUGCAAUUGACGAACAUACGCAAUUUGGAAAAAGACAUCGACUCAGCAAAAUCUGAAAUCAAGCAACUCAAGGAAGAUACUGAAAAGAUGAUGAAGGCAAAGGGUGAGAUAUGCUCAAAGAUAUUGGAAACACAGAAAAGGAUUGCCUCUUUGGGCUCUGAUACAUCUAAACUUACACAGACUCUGGAGCUUAUUCAGCAAGAGAGAGUUGGGUUAUCUGCCAAACUUUCAGAGAAGAGAGCCUACUAUAGCAAGGUUGCAGAAGACAUGAGUGCCAAAUUACAUAAACAACAGGAAUGGAUCAGAGCUAAGAAGAUUAGUAGAGAACUGAAAGAGCGGGAAUUGGUCAAGGAAAAAGUUGAUGGGCAAAGAAGUAAAGCUGAAGGCAUAGCUCUAAGCUUUUGUUUAAUGUUUUACGCUAAGCUUCGGAAUUGGAAAAAAUCAUUGGGUUACAACUUACAAAGAAGGCUGGUGCUGAUGGGGAGUGAUGCAAGGAAGAACUUAACAACUGAAUUGGAUUCAGCUAAAGCAAGGCUUGAUGAGAUUCGUAUUCUGAAAUCCAAGGUUCUUAUGGAGAACAACAAGAUAAAACUGGCUAUUGAGGAUGUAAAGAGCAGGGAAAAUGAGUUCAAGCCAGAGCUAAAAGCAGCAGAUAUGACUGCUCUUGAAGAGGAAUAUAAUGCCCUCUUGUCAGACAAAGCUGGAGAAACUGAGUAUUUGCAGUCUCUGGAGAAACAAACUGAGAAACUCAAGAUGAUCUAUCAUGUGGUAAAAUGUGCUUGUGGAGAGGAAUUCACAGUUGCAACUGAGCAGAAUGCUUAUGACGUUCAAGAGGAGGGAAAUGAACAAAACAAAUUUAGGUAUGCAGAUGCCAAUAGGAAAGAUUUGAAUGAUAAAGACGAAAAUAAGGAGAGCCAAAAUCUAGUGUUUGAGAAGGCAAUCAAUUAA